This is a messenger RNA of Peronospora matthiolae, 144 nucleotides long. Lineage: Eukaryota; Oomycota; Peronosporomycetes; Peronosporales; Peronosporaceae. The record is from the annotation of a GenBank genome assembly.
AUGACGCUGAGAAGAGGUGGCUGGAUUGGAAACAGCCGCUUGAAAGUGACGCUCUAUUGUGCGAGAACUGUUGGCAGUUUUGGCUACGUGGCGUACGAGUUGGACGACACGAGUCGAGAAAACUUGUGCUGGAUGGAACAGUGA